This is a messenger RNA of Cuscuta epithymum, 1485 nucleotides long. The record is from the annotation of a GenBank genome assembly. Lineage: Eukaryota; Viridiplantae; Streptophyta; Magnoliopsida; Solanales; Convolvulaceae.
AUUAAUUCCCUCAAAACACAGUUUUAUUCUUUUCCGUUUAUACACUUUAUGGUAUCAGAGCAGUCGGCGAAUUCUUAGCCGAACGAAUCCUUCGAUGGCCGGCAGAGCGACGGCUACUCCUUCCCCUCAAAAUCCAAUUUACGCACUCAGCCCUAGCGAUAACCCUGGGACGACGAUUAUCCAUGUCGUCUUGAAAGGUUACAAUUACGAAGAAUGGGGCAGAGCUUUUCGUAUCUCUCUGCGUGCUAAACGCAAAUUAAUGUUCUUUGACGGAACACUCAAGCAACCAGAUGAGACUUCUGCUGAUUUAGACGAAUGGUGGACUGUAAAUUCGAUGAUCGUUGCUUGGAUUUUUAACACCAUUGAUCCGGCUCUACGAACGUCCAUAUCUUACCGGGAUGUUGCUCGUGAUCUAUGGGAGGACAUCAAGGAGCGAUUUUCUGUCGGCAAUGGAGUUAAAAUCUACCAAGUAAAGGCAGAACUCUCUGAUUGCAAACAAAAGAGUGGAGAAACUAUUAUGAGCUACUAUGGGAGGCUGAAGAAACUAUGGGAUGAUAGGAACGACUUUGAUGCGCUUCCUACUUGCGUAUGCAAAGGCUGUAAGUGUGACUUGACCUCAAAACUCCGUCAAUGGCGUGAAGCUGAACAAGUUCGUGAAUUCCUUAUGGGUCUUGAGUCAUUUUAUGCCAAUGUUCGCUCCAGUCUCUUGGGGAUUGAGCCACUGCCAUCCCUUAAUUUGGUCUACUCACGCUUAAUCCAGGAGGAAGAGGUGAGGACUAUUACUGGAGGUCAAAUUGAGGGUGUUAAUCCUAUGAGUUUUGCUAUAAAAGGUGGAGCUUCACAUGCCCAUGGUUCGGGGGGGCUACCCGACCAGUCAUGGUGUGCAACUUCUGCUCAAAAACGGGACACACCGAGGAACGUUGUUUUGUUAAACACGCCUUUCCUGAAGGGUGGCUUGAACGGAGGCGCACCAAAGGCAGAAACUCUGGAAUGAAUGGCUCUGGACAGCAAGUAAAAGCCAAUGUGGCUCAUACAGGAGACAUUGGGACUGAUCUUGGUGAAGUUCGGUUGAAUGGACCGAGCCUCAAUGACCAAGAUUGGUGUGGGUGAGCAGUCAGGGGGACUCUUCUAUUUGGCAAUGGGGGAAUCGGUUCGUGUCAACAAAGCACUCUCUCUUGACUCAAGUGGUUUAUGGCAUGCUCGGCUUGGACACCCCUCGUUGCAAGUUUUGGAAUAUUUGCCUCAAGUUAGUGGUCAACUACAAAAUAUCAAAAAAUUUGCUAAUAAAUCGUGUGAUAUUUGUCACCGUGCUAAGCAAACUCGUUCUACUUUCUCAUUAAGUACAAGUAGAGCUGCUAAUUUGUUUGAUCUUAUUCAUUGUGACAUUUGGGGACCAUAUAGUGAAAAUCGUUCUUGUGCUUCACGCUACUUUCUUACCAUUGUAGAUGAUUAUUCGCGAAGUGUUAGGGUCUAUUUAAUGAAAAC